Carassius gibelio (silver crucian carp) is the source of this 2061-nucleotide messenger RNA. Its product is annotated as schwannomin-interacting protein 1. Bases 117 to 1724 code for a protein of 535 amino acids. Gene Ontology annotation, biological process: positive regulation of hippo signaling. The transcript is spliced from 12 exons. The record is from RefSeq and is a predicted model, not a curated record. NCBI's taxonomy places the organism in Eukaryota, Metazoa, Chordata, Actinopteri, Cypriniformes, Cyprinidae. Gene Ontology annotation, cellular component: cell junction; plasma membrane.
CGUCUCAUCGCCACCAGAAGCUAAAGCUGGAAAGAAUCCACAGAGCUUGGCUUGUCCUGGAGUGUGAGCGAGCACAGUGGACAGAAGCUUUCAAACAGACGACCCUUCAGGACGAGAUGGAUCCACUCGAGCACCAUGCCGCUGAGGAGGAGCUCCAGACAUCCCAGAGGAUAAAGUGUUUGAACGACGAGGGAUACGAACUGCAAACCCAUCAGAUGGAGACAGACGUGGAGAAUAACAUCACAGUGAACACACACCCGCUGGAGACCACCGUACUGAUCAUCCAGCAUGACUGGCGAGACUUCCUGCAGACACAGGAUAUCCUGGAGAAGAGAAGCCCCUCCCCUCCCUCUCUGUCCUCAGACAAGAUGAGCACGUCCAUCAGCAUGACCACCCUAUCAGAUGGCAGCACGCCCGAUUACCGGGAGGAUGGCAUGGAUCUGGGCAGCGAUUCCUCCAGUCGCUCCAGCUCCGAGUCCAACUCAAACAAGGUGACGCCCUGCUCCGAGUACAAGUCCUCUCCCAGUCUGGAGCUGGCCGGUCUGGAGGACUACGAGGAGGACGAAGACUUCCAGCAGUACAGUAAGAGAGCGCUGGUGGACUGGGAGAGGGAGUACGGCCGGAGCUACACAGACUCCCAGCAUCAGGACGUCAGCCAGAGCUCAGUUAACCGCCGCAGCCUGGCGGAGGAGCUCCAGAGCGCCAAAACACCCGCCGGACCUCUCCCGGGUCACGGCACCAGCACCUCCAUACAAGAGGAGCUGAAGCAGAACGCCAACUCCAUCCUGCCCAGCGAGGGCAAGACUUUAGCCAAACCCAGCCAUGGGAGCGGCGUCACGGGACGGGAAUCCAGUGCGGUGGGAGGCAGGACCGGGCUGGGAACAUACAGAGAGGAAGAGGUGGAGGAAACCCAACUUCCACCAAUGGACUGGGCGGCUCUGGAGAAACACUUGGCAGGACUUCAGUUCAGAGAACAGCAGAACCACAACCACGGCCUGAUCCGGACCAACUCCACCAGCGCUCAGAAGAACGAGCGCGAGUCCAUCCGGCAGAAGCUGGCUCUGGGCAGUUUCUUUGACGAUGGGCCGGGAGUCUACAGCAGCUGCAGCAAGAGCGGCAAACCCAGCCUGUCCUCCCGGCUGCAGAGCGGAAUGAACCUGCAGAUCUGCUUCGUCAACGACAGCGGCAGCGACAAAGACAGCGACGCAGACGACAGCAGGACAGAGACCAGCCUGGACACACCGCUGUCUCCCAUGAGCAAACAGAGCUCGUCCUACUCGGACAGAGACACCACGGAGGAUGACUCAGAGUCUCUGGACGACAUGGACUUCCUGAGCCGACAGAAGAAGCUGCAGGCCGAGGCCAAGCUGGCUCUCGCGAUGGCCAAACCCAUGGCCAAGAUGCAGGUGGAGGUGGAGAAGCAGAACCGUAAGAAGUCUCCAGUGGCAGAUCUGCUUCCCCACAUGCCGCACAUCAGCGAGUGUCUGAUGAAGAGGAGUCUGAAGCCCACGGAUCUCAGAGACAUGACGCUGGGACAGCUCCAGGUGAUCGUCAACGACCUGCACUCUCAGAUCGAAGGUCUGAACGAGGAGCUGGUGCAGCUGCUGCUGAUGAGGGACGAGCUUCACAUGGAGCAGGACGCCAUGCUGGUGGACAUCGAGGACCUGACCAGGCGUGCUCAGAGCCAGCAGAAGCACCUGGUGGAGAAGACGCUCUCCAAAUGAAGCCGCGCUCCUCACAGCAUCAGUUCACACAGACACCUUCCUUUGCUUCAUGCGUGCUGAUCUCUGGCGUCUCCUGCAGCGCUCGCCUCAUCGACCCGUCUCAGUCUGUCACUAGAUCUGUCCGAAGCAGCUCAGGACAGUGUUUAACACAGGGUUCGAGGACUCCAGAGCACACACGCCGGCCUUCAGUCGACUUCACUGACUGCUGUUCAACUGAUGUGAAUGUCGUGUUCAUGUCAUUUCAUUCUACUGUAUUCAGAUUCUUUAUUUGAGGGGGAUGCUUAUGUACAGAUAUGUGUAAAAUAAGAAAAAAUAAAUAAAACUUUGUUUCAUAGAC